Molecule: messenger RNA, 440 nt
Organism: Phlebotomus argentipes
Lineage: Eukaryota; Metazoa; Arthropoda; Insecta; Diptera; Psychodidae
Product: vacuolar ATPase assembly integral membrane protein VMA21 homolog
Exons: 2
Coding region: 150-440 (96 amino acids)
Biological process (GO): vacuolar proton-transporting V-type ATPase complex assembly
Cellular component (GO): endoplasmic reticulum membrane
Source: RefSeq, a predicted model, not a curated record
CAAUUGUGUCAGUGCGGUUAAUGUUUUUCUUUAGCUCUGCUGUUCCUGCCGUUCUUCUGUGCUGACUUUCUGCUCAAAUCUCUGCAGAAAUACACCGUGCGCAACGCGGUUUCCUCCUUGAGACGCUCCCAGAAAGUGUGCCCCUUUCAAUGUCCAAGAAAAACAAGACAAAAGGUGAUUCCUCAGCAUCGCCCAACUCGUCAGUCUUCUUCACGGUCCUCUUCUACUGCCUGCUGAUCAUCCUGCUGCCCAUCGCCGGGUUCUUCGCCUCCAAGUGGUACAUCUUCGACGGCUACCUGCAGCUGCCGCAGGUGACGAGUAACAUCUACUCGGCUGUGGUGGCCGUGGUGGCGCUGCACGUGGCGCUCUUCUUCUACAUCUACCGGGCGUACUUCGAGACAGAGGCGAAGCCCGAGCGGGUGCUGGGCAAGGAGGACUAG